Argentina anserina (silverweed cinquefoil) is the source of this 4035-nucleotide messenger RNA. RefSeq lists its product as uncharacterized. Gene Ontology annotation, biological process: DNA damage checkpoint signaling; mitotic DNA replication checkpoint signaling; DNA repair. The transcript has 16 exons. Lineage: Eukaryota; Viridiplantae; Streptophyta; Magnoliopsida; Rosales; Rosaceae. Gene Ontology annotation, molecular function: DNA clamp loader activity; ATP binding; ATP hydrolysis activity. The coding region runs from base 48 to 3671 and encodes 1207 amino acids. The record is from RefSeq and is a predicted model, not a curated record.
UAUUAUCUCUGCCAAAACCCCCAACCGAAUCAAACCUCUCAAUUCCCAUGGACGACUCGCCCCCGCAGAAAUCUCCGGCGACGCCGAAGCGGCGGACCAGCCGGAGACUGGUGCAGUCGACGCUCUUCCCCGUCAAGCCGCCGGAGCCGGUGGAGAACGGCGAUCUGAAGAGCGAGGAGAAGAACGAGCAGGAUGAGGAGGUCGGCGGGAGCCAGAGCAAGCGGAAGAGGAAGCCGGCGGCGGCGGCGAAGAAGACGCCUCCGGUUAAAGCUCCUAAGAAGAGCGGUAAGCGAUCGGCGAAUAGUACACCGACGAAGAAGAACGGGAAAGAUGUGCUGGUGGAAGACGGGCCUCUGAUUAUGCCUGAUUUGAGAUUGGAGGCUAAAUUGAGAGGCGCGGAAAUCUCACGGAUAUGGACGAAGGAGGGGAGGCAGAUACAUCCCUUUUUUGCGUGUUCGAAAGCUGCCAAGAAAAGUCAGGAGGUGAUUGAAGUUGAGGGCAGUUCUAGCUUUAUUGGGAGUAAGGAGACAUAUAUUACUUGUGGUCCAAUUCAUGUCUUUGAAAACACUCAGGACGAUGCUGUGUUUCUUGAUUGGAGAAAUUGGACAUUUUGUGAGGAAACCAGUCCGACUAGUAGUCUUCAUCUUGAAUGCACGCCCUCAAUCCUCAAUGGCUCUGCAGAGUGCUUAAGUUCUAAUAAGGUGUCUAGUGUUUCCCAACCCUGCAUAGUAUCAACUUUUCAAGACACAGCAUCUUUAGAUCAGAGACGUAUUCAACAGGAAUGUGCUCAUGAAACAUCAUCCGAGCAAGUGAGGUGUUAUGAGCACUCAAAGGAAGUAGGGGAUUGUGAGGUUGAAAUAAUUUAUGAGCAUACUGGUUGCAUGAAGAAGUCAGAGAUUGAGCAGCAGAAUACAUUUCUUGAGGAAAGGCCGGUGUCAAGCAAUCUUGGUUGCUGUGAUCAAUAUGAGAAUAGCUUAUGGACAUAUAAGUACCAGCCAAAGAAUUCUACAGAGGUAUGUGGUAAUAAUGAAUCUGUGAAGUUUCUGAGUGAGUGGCUACGUUCGUGGUAUGAACUAGAUCCUCAAACCAGUGAAGAUGGCGACAUGCAAAGCAUUGAUUAUAAUUGCACUCAAAGUGACUCAGAGAGUGAAGAUGAUGAGGUCUUGAAGAUAAAGAAUGUUCUAUUAGUUACAGGGCCAAUUGGGAGUGGAAAGUCUGCAGCUAUAUAUGCAUGUGCAAAAGAGCAAGGAAUUAAGGUUUUGGAGCUCAGUGCAUCAGAGUGUCGGAGUGGAUCCCAAGUAAACAAGAGGUUUGGAGAGGCUUUCAAAUCUCGCAAAUUUCAAAGGUCAGUGGCCAAGACCGUUGGCUCACAGAACAAGCUUAUUAUGAAGUCUCGCUUUCUUGGGGCUAAUGGUAUGACAGGGCAAGACUUGGAUGAUGAUGAUGUUGUUGAACUGAUACCCAUAUCAGAUGAAGAAUGUCAGGAUGCUACUGGAAGUUCUAUAACAUGUGCCUUCAAGGAAGAGUGUUCUAAAGAUAAACUUGUUAUACUUUUUGAGGAUGUGGACAUUACUUUUGAAGAUCGUGGUUUUAUUUCUGCAGUACAACAGAUAGCUAAAACUGCGAAUGGGCCCAUAAUAUUGACUAGCAAUAGUCCAAAACCUGAGCUGCCAGAUAGUUUUGAUAGAUUACAAGUGCAUUUCAUGUUGCCAUCAUCAGCAGAGCUGUAUUCCCAUGCACGUAUGGUUUGCGCUUCAGAGAAAACCAGCAUACAGCCAGACUUACUUGAGCGGUUUAUUGAAUGUUGUGGAGGAGAUAUUCGGAAAGUUAUUAUGCAUCUUCAGUUCUGGUGCCAAGGUAGAAGUUUUAGGAAAGAUACAAAAAUGAUGCGAGAGACAUAUGACUUAUUGCUAUUUGAUGUUGACACUGGUCAUCAGAUGCUGCCAAAAUUAUUACCCUGGGAUUUACCUUCUCAAUUAUCUGAUUUAGUAGAGAAAGAGAUAACCAAAUCAUUAUCCAUGAUGGAAGAAGAUUCAAUGGAGGUAGAUGACAAUACAGAAGUGCAUUGUAGUUUGAACAUGGCUUAUAGUGAAAUGGAAAAUAUAGAGGCCAAGAAGGUAGCGAUGCUGAGCAGGAACGGGGAUACUCCUGACUGCAGUGAGUUUAUCACAACUGAUACUGCUACCGACUUUUCUAAUGAUUCAGGUACUUCAUUUCCUUUCCCCCGGCGAAAUGUUCGGAGGAUGCAUGGUGUUGUAUUAUCUUCUGAUUCUGAAGAUGACUCUAUGAAGAAUGGAAAAGCUACAGUUACAGAUAGAGAUUCUAACCAUGAAGUUUCUGGAGUUGAUUCAUUAUCAGAGAUGCUACUUUUUCCCGGAGUGAUGAAUAUAGAUAGAGGACUUUAUGACUGUUUAAUAGCAGAUGAAUUUAACACAAGUGAAAUGUGCAACGUCGCAGAUAUAUCACGUGUGCCAGAAUCGUCUUUUGUUCCAGAAACUCAAAUGGAUAGUGAAACAGAUUUCUUGUCUCAAACAAUGUCUUCUGGUCACUUUGUUAGCUCUAUAAACAAAGUAUUUUUGGGCGAUGAAUUACCUGUUGAAGACCGGUAUGCAACAGAUUUGUUAUCACAAACAGUGUCUUCUGGCCAUUUUGCUAACACGAUGAAUGAAGUACAUUUUGAAGUACUGCCAGUUGAAGACAAAAAUCCUGCUCAAUGUAAAUCAGAAUCUCAGAUAAAUUUUGACAAGAUGGGAAAUAAUUGUGAUGCGAUUCCGGAAUAUUCACAUCAGGAGUUGGAAGAUUCUCAAAGUGAACAUGUGGAGACUGAAAAAGCUUAUCAAUUGAUGGAUGAGUGCAGCCGCGUGGAUUUUAAUAAUCAGUUUCAGUUUAUACAGGAGCAAAAAACCUUGGCAGUCAGUGAUCUUGUACAAGAUUCAUGGAACAAACUUCGUGGACAGCGUAAUGAUCUAAGGCAGUAUGUUGCAUCAGAACAAAGGGCUUCUCAGAUUGUUACGCUUGCUUAUAGAAUGAGUGAUAUGAUAUCAGAAACUGACAUCAUGUUUUCUAAAUGCAAACCACUCAUGAAUGAUUUUGUGGAACCAUCAAAGAUCUCGGUGGAGUCAGAUUCAUUCAGCUGGUGUGAUGAGCAGUUGCUAUUGGCAUCCACAAUUGCCCAUCAUGGAUUUUGCUUCUACGCAAAGGGCAUUUCUUCAGUAGGAUCAAACGUUGGUUGUACGAGGGUGGAUGUGGAUAUAGCCUCAGAGAUGUUGGCUAACACAAAUAAUAUGAUGGCCUUAGGUCAGUUGGUUGGACAAGGUAUGAGAACAAUUAAGAUAUCGUAUGCUGGAAGGAAUACAGAGAUUCAUCAGCCAAAAGUAAUAACAAGUGAAAUCAAGUCACGCGUGUUUGAUGCGGUCCAGUCAAUUGUUCCUUCCAAAUUCAAGUCGACAUUGAGAGGCAGUGCAUACAUCGAGUAUCUUUCCUCACUUCGUCACAUUUCAAGAUCAGAAGCUUCUCGUUUGUCAAAGGGUGUCGAGAACACCACAAGAAGAAGAAGGAAAAGGGUUGCUCCACACUACCUGAGCAGUGGCGCAAGAAUGUUGUCUCCUGAACAGUUAUCAUUGCUAGAUCAGUAUAACUUAUGUGGGAAGACCACCACCUCUUCUAUGUAACUCCAUAGAUUUCCUCAGAUAGAAAACUAACCUAAUGAUAGAGUAAAUUCUGAUCCUCAAUAAGAUAGUGUGGUUCAAUAAGGCCGCUCUAGGAAAGAUCCCGAAAGGAAUCACUGUGAAGGCUUGAAUCUCAUUAACAGGAAAGGUGGCUACUGGUUCCUUCCCAUUUACCUCAUUGUAAAGCUUUGAGUGAUUGUAUUUCAUCACUUUCUGGGCUCCUAGGUAUCCUUUCUGAUAAUAUGUUAAAUAAGAAUAGAAGAGUUUAAACAGGCGUCUAAAUUUGGGCAUUAGAUCGCCUUAGGGGGAAAGCUUUGUUUUAACUUUUAACGGCAGUAAAAUUGAGACUUGAGAUUGCAUUGGCAAG